AUGCCUAUCGGCGAGGGUAACAAGACUCCAUGGAGCGAGUCGGAGAUGAUGAUCGACCAACUCGGUACGGUUGACUGGGAUGGUAUCGACUUGCCGAAAGAUCGUACCCUUACUGGGGCCAUAAAGAUGAUCGCGAAGGCGAAGGCAAAGCUUGCGGCAGACGUCUCGGGAUCUGUGGGGGGCAACGGAGUAUCUGCCCGAGGCCUUGGUAAGAGACGCGGUGCCAGCAAGAAAGCAGCUAGUGAGGAAGGUCGACGAAGAAGGCCAAAGCCACCAAGGGUAACAAAGCUAGGCCGGUCAAAGCUGGUGUGGAUGAGCUGGCGGUUGAUAGCGCUCACGACGACGCGGGGGAUACAGACGGUAUCGAAGACGUGGCAAUCAAGGGAGAGCCGGGGGAUGAUGAUGGCAUCUUCGCCUGAGCAGGCAAUGGCUGCGGACGUUGUGCCGACUCCCAUCAGCUGCCACCCGUAG
Molecule: messenger RNA, 471 nt
Organism: Baudoinia panamericana UAMH 10762
Lineage: Eukaryota; Fungi; Ascomycota; Dothideomycetes; Mycosphaerellales; Teratosphaeriaceae
Exons: 3
Coding region: 1-471 (156 amino acids)
Source: RefSeq, a predicted model, not a curated record